This is a messenger RNA of Diachasma alloeum, 719 nucleotides long. RefSeq lists its product as uncharacterized. The record is from RefSeq and is a predicted model, not a curated record. NCBI's taxonomy places the organism in Eukaryota, Metazoa, Arthropoda, Insecta, Hymenoptera, Braconidae. Gene Ontology annotation, molecular function: odorant binding. The transcript is spliced from 5 exons. Bases 44 to 436 code for a protein of 130 amino acids.
UCAAUCGAUUUUCCCGUACCUCUUCCACAAACAAAAUUGAAAAAUGAACACCGUUUUUAUUAUAUUGACUGUCUGUAUUGCUGUAGUACUUGGUGUCACUCUCGAGAAAGAAUUAAAGGAUGCCUGCAUUGCCGAGGAGGGUGCUAGCCCUGAUGCGGUUGAGAAGGCUUACCAGCGGAACGAAUGGGAGGACGACAGCAAACUUCGUUGUUUCAGUGUCUGUAUGAUGCGGAAAUGGAAACUGGUUGACGAGCCUGACGGUAGUUGGAUACCCGAGGCUAUUAGCGAAUUCAUCAGCAAAACUUAUCCUUCUGCCAAUGUGGAUGAAGUUAUGACAAAGUGUCCACUAAUAUUCGAUGCUACUUGCACUACCUCAUAUCUUCUACAGAAAUGCUGGGGCGAUCUAAAAUUGACCGAAGUUGCUACUACUGCAUAACGUGGAGCUUAUCAUAUUAAUGAAUGCUUCUAUUACUCAUCUCAGUGAUUAUAAUUCCUUUAUCGAAUGAAUUAUCAAUGACCUCAUUCGAUUAACUUUAUGCAAUAUUCGAUUGAUACAGUAGAUCCGAUGUAAUAUUUCAGUAAAUGCAUAUGAUAAAGUCCAACGUCUUGACCCGAGUGGAAAUUGCUUCAGGCCAAACCUGAAGUACGAUCAUAACUUGAUCAGGUUUUUGUAAGGCUCGACUGAUCCGGUGAUUCCUGAUGAGAACCUGACCAAGUUC